This is a messenger RNA of Hibiscus syriacus, 886 nucleotides long. RefSeq names its product lysine-rich arabinogalactan protein 18-like. Bases 52 to 717 code for a protein of 221 amino acids. The record is from RefSeq and is a predicted model, not a curated record. NCBI's taxonomy places the organism in Eukaryota, Viridiplantae, Streptophyta, Magnoliopsida, Malvales, Malvaceae. Gene Ontology annotation, cellular component: plasma membrane. The transcript has 2 exons.
CUCAGUCUCAACUCUCAAAGAAAGAAGCCCUAAGAAGAUUUUAAGAGAAAGAUGGAUCGCAGAAGAGCGUUUGCCGUUCUAUUAAUUUGCAUUGUGGUAGCUGGUGUUGGCGCCCAAGCUCCGGGGGCUGCGCCCACUAAAGCUCCACCGGCAGCGGCUACGCCUGCCACUUCUCCAGUGAGUAAACCUAAAACCCCAGCUCCAACCGCUGCUCCUACUACUUCUCCACCAACUUCUUCACCACCUGCUUCUUCACCACCGGCUGCGGCUCCGGAGAAGUCUGCUGCGGCUCCAGCUCCAUCUAAAUCUGCUCCGGCUUCUUCACCGCCGGCUGCUACACCAGAAAGUUCUCCUCCGGCUCCAGUCCCCGUGAUCUCUCCUCCAGCCAAAUCUCCACCCGCUGCUGCACCGAAAACUCCUCCGGAGAGCUCCGCCUCUCCCCCUGCUGCGGUACCAACCACUGCUGAGGUUCCCGCAUCAGCUCCAAGCAAGAGUAAGAGCAAGAAGAAGUCUAAGAAACACAAUGCUCCCGCUCCUUCACCUGAUCUACUUGGACCUCCAGCUCCACCUACCGGAGCUCCCGGACCUAGCCUCGACGCAUCCUCUCCAGGCCCUUCCGUCGCUGCGGAUGAGAGUGGAGCAGAGACAAUCAAGAGCGUGCAGAAGAUAAUAGGAGGAUUGGCGUUGGGAUGGGCAGCCAUUGCUUUGAUCUUCUAGAGAGUGAGAGAUUUAGCUUUGGUUGCUGCUUUAUUCUAUUUUAUUAAUUUAUUUCUGAACCCUCACAUGUGAUAUUAUUGUAUUCAUUUUACUCGCUGGUGUGGUUUUACUCUGCCACAUUUGCUUUGUAAUUCUUUGGGGAAAGUUUGAGUUCCUUGUUUUCCUCUUC